Molecule: messenger RNA, 1614 nt
Organism: Fusarium keratoplasticum
Lineage: Eukaryota; Fungi; Ascomycota; Sordariomycetes; Hypocreales; Nectriaceae
Exons: 3
Coding region: 1-1614 (537 amino acids)
Molecular function (GO): catalytic activity
Source: RefSeq, a predicted model, not a curated record
AUGGACGACUACUCUAUCCAGAAAGAAAGUGCACGCAUCUUGCACGAUAAUCUUCUGUGUGACCAGCGGCUCGAGUUGCCACCUUCCUUCACCGAGAGCGCGGAGAAAAUUACUUUCAUUGGCGACCCGAAGCCAUUCAUCCCCACGCCUUGCAAGAUCACCGAAUCUGCCUCUUCCUUGACUGCUCUUCUAGCGGCGGCGGCCAGUGCUGUCGCCGCUGAUCGUUAUGGUAUUGGAUACCAGAAAAUCGAAGUCAACACGGAUCUUACAUCUAUCUUCUUGGAAUCUGUUCUUCUCCCAACGGUCAACGGCAAGUCGUUUCUUGAGCACCCGCAGAUCAUGUCUGAGGUGAAGAAGGGAGACUUGUAUGACCUGAACAUACCUAUCCACGUCGCGGCCACGAAUGUCUAUAAGACGAAAGAUGGCCGCUUUUAUCACCUUCACGGAUCCAUGAACCCUGUACCAACAAUGAGUAUGCUUGGCAUUGAAAAGCAAGAUGCCACUAGAGACGAGGCCAUUCAGAUCUAUGCAGAGAAAGUGGCUCAGUAUGACGCAAAAUUUCUCGAAGACAAAGCCAACGAUGAACUCCGACAAGCCGGGGUGACCUGCCUUACACCUGACGAGUUCUUCGCCUCCAAUCACGGCAAAAUCAUCAGCGCAGAGCCUUUGUGGAACAAGACAAGCCUGCCCGCGCCGCGCAGCGCCUGGCCAGCACCUGAUCUCGAGGGAUUUAAGCCUCUAGCAGGCAUUCGUGUCAUCGACUUCUCGCGAGUCAUUGCGGCCCCGGUCAUCUCUAAACUAUUGGCUGUCUUGGGUGCAGAAGUGAUCAAGGUAACGAACGAAAACCUUCCUGAUCUAUCCGCUCUCUGGGUCGACCUUAGCACCGGUAAGAAAGACACAAACAUCGACAUGAAGACUGCAGAAGGCAAAUCUACGUUUGCAAAACUCGUUGAGGGGGCAGAUGUGCUUAUCGACGGCUACCGACCAGGAGCAUUGGCACGGCUUGGUUUCGAUUCAGACAGCUUGCGCAAAAUCAACCCGACUCUCAUCUACACACGAGAAAACUGCUACGGCUUCAAAGGUCCUCUUUCUCACCGGUCCGGGUGGCAGCAAAUCAGCGAUUGUCUAGUAGGCAUCUCGUGGCUUCAAGGUCAGUUCAUGGGGUUAGACGAGCCAGUUGUUCCAUUGCUACCCAAUUCCGAUUACCAAGUUGGUCUGGUCGGCGCUAUCGCCAUUUUACAGGCCUUGUUAGAGCGCACUCAACAAAACGCAACGUACAACAUUGAUGUAAGCUUGACGCAGUAUAACAUCUGGUAUUACAGGCUCGGGCAGUACAACGAGCUGCAGUGCAAGGAGCUCUUGUCUCGUAACCAAGAUUUCCAUGUCAGGCAUUUUGAUGAGAUGCAAACGCUGCUUGUCAAAACCCAUGCAGCUAUCAAAAAGGUCCGGCCAGACAUUUUUGAACACCCAGAGUACUUUUGGAAGAUACCCGGCAAGGAAUGGGGGACUGAAGAUGACAUCUCUGUUCUAGCUCCGGCGUUCAAGCUCGAGAAGUCAUGUCUAGAAUAUCUGAUCCCGUCAGGAUCGCGGGGCCGGUCUAGACCGGAGUGGUAG